Messenger RNA from Mustela lutreola (European mink), 3218 nucleotides. RefSeq lists its product as uncharacterized. Lineage: Eukaryota; Metazoa; Chordata; Mammalia; Carnivora; Mustelidae. The transcript has 4 exons. The record is from RefSeq and is a predicted model, not a curated record. The coding region runs from base 87 to 1046 and encodes 319 amino acids.
GACCGGCAGCAGAGCCCACAGGCAGGGGCAUCGGUGCGUGAGGGUCCAGGAGAGACGGCGGAGUCCUGGGUUCGAAUCCCUGUUCGAUGGCGCACUGGCUUCACCGGACUCGGCUUCCCUUCCCUGCCCUGUGGAAUGCGGGCAGCAUCAGGGAGCGGCAGGCCGGUCGGCUCAGCACCGGCGUGGAAGUGUGUCUGGCGCGCAGUAAGGUUUCAGAGGCCUCGCGCCUUCAGUCCCCGUGGGGCAGGCGAGAGGCGCUGGGUGCUGGCAGGGAGCCGCUCGUCCACAGGCUGGGGGAGGCCCGCUUCUCACCCCUCCUGCUUCUCACCCCUCCCCCUUCUCACCCCUCCCCCUUCCUCACCUCCUCCUGCGCGUCCAUGGCUGCGUCCAGCGUGGACCUGGCUGUCCCUGUCAGCGGGGGUGGGAAGACAGCGGCUGAUCACACAGCGCUGGAAUCUGCAGGAAAGGACACCGCUCUGGGACCACAUCCGCUCUCAGGCACCCCUGCAAGGCCAGCGGACGUGGGACCGCAGCCUCGUUUCCAAAGCAGAAUGAUCACGACGGACACCCCCGGCAGUGACUCUCGGCAGUGCGGCGGAGGAAGGGGCUGGGCAGAGCUUUGCAGACCUGCCGGGGGAAGAGCCAGCCCGGCCCGACUCAGGCUCCUAGGCCAGACCCGCCCCCCCACGCCCCGGAGAGCCCCGUGCUGCAGAGGCGGUGAAGAAGGACAGGGCUUGGGGCCAGGCCCGCAUGGCAGCUCCCGUGGGUGGCCUGGGUGUCUCUGCAGCAGCCGGGAGGGGGACGGUGCUAGCGGCUGUAGUAAACACACCCCAGCUUUCUCCUCCCGUGGAGCUGGCGGAUUGCAACGUUCUCGCUGGUGGGCGACUUCACACGUCGUGACGCGGGGCCCGGGCUCCGGUGGCGAAUGGCUCUGCUGGCGCCCUUCAGCUUACUGCCAGGCUUUAUCUUUUUGGGGCUGUAUCCCCUUUUGGCAGCCCGAGGAAUGGGCUUUUCUCAGAAUAAUUGUCCUUAAACACAUACAGUAAAGCACCGAGGUUAGCCCAGAGUGAGACGUGAAACUCGGCUUCUACCGGUAGCAGCACUGCCGGUCCUGACGCAGCUGCUGGGUUUCUCGCCCGCGCUCACGGGCACAGGAAAUACAGGGCGUCCGGGAGGUUGCUAGAAACAGAGAGGUCAUUCUUUUCCCCACUUGGGCUCACAGAACCCCGCCCAGUCCCCGAAUUGUAACCCUGGGGUUUGACGGCCAGCCAGCAGUCGGACAGAGGAGGCAGAGCUGGCUUGGUCACACCUGAGGACUCUGCUGGGAAGGACAGACACCAGGCACCCUUGCCAGUGCCGCGAUGCAUCGUGCUAGUGCAUGGGGACGGGCUUUGUGUCUGACCCCACGUCUCUGGCUUCAGUGUCCCGUGUCUGCUGUGCCCUGAAACACUGACCCUUGCCGGUGGAUGGAGCAUCUUCUCCUGAACCCUGGGAGGAAAGCUUGGAUUUGGGCUCUGCUUGUGGCGUGCUACAAAUCCCCCUGCGGCUGCUGUCAACGAGCAGGGCUCUGCCUUCAGGAGGCUCCGGCUAGAGAUGCUGCUGGAAGGGAAGCAGGUCUGCAGGGACAGAUCAAAACAUGGUCCUGUGUCCUGGCUCCAGCAGCCCCCGAAACAGAGACCAGUGCCUUGGGGAACAGGAGCGGCCUGCGGCCCCUCUGUGCUCCCUCCUCCACCAGUUCUGUCUGUCCAUCUGCACGAGGCGUGACUUGGGGGCUGGACCUUCCGCAGGUGGGAAUUGCUGGGGGAAGAACCUGGUUGGUCCUCUGGGCAUCCGGCAUCUUCUGCCCACGGCAUCUGUGAGGUGAACACGUGAAGCUCUGCCUGCACGGGGAGAGGCGCUUGUCAAAGUGAAGGUGAUGCCGACGGCCCUGGGCCCGGCUGGGGACAGGAGCGUUCACAGUUCCUCCCGCGUCAGCCGCACCGGGAGAGCCGGCUUGUCAGCCCGGACAAUGGAGAUGUCGCUCACAGCAGGUGCGGCGUGUGCUGCUUUGCUCAGGCUGUCGGAACACGUUACCUCACCGGGGGGGGGCUGACGGCGUAGGCGCUGACAGCGCUGGAGGCCAGGACCCCAAAAAGUCACGUGUCAGCACGCUGUGCCCUUUCUCACAGCGGCCUUGUCCAGCUUCUGGUGGCUCCAGGCGCUUGUCUGUGGCCAUGUGCCUCCCACACCAGCCUCCACCUCAGCCUGGCCUCCCCGGUGACUAAGCUCAGCAUCGGAUUGGGCCCACGCCGACCUAGCCUGGCUUCACCUUACCAUGUCUGCAGAGACCCUGCCUGUUUCCUGAGAAGGACACACCCGCAGUUUGCAGGCCAACGUGACUUGGGUGUGGGACACCCUUCAGCCCAGUCACAACACCCAUGCCAGUGUCCAGUCACCCCCGUGUGUGCACACGCCCAGGCGCCAAGGUUUCUGUCCUCCGAACUGAGCUGAAGCUGCCCAGUCUGGAAAAGGAUAAAAAUAUGCUGCCCGGUCCUUCUGUGGCCCUGCCUCAGUUUCCCAGGUCACCCUCAAAGUGGAUGUCCUGCUUUGAGAGGAAAAUGAGCAAUCGUGAUGAGGAAGCUAUUUCAGGGACCAAAGACGAAAUGAAACAUCACGGAAGGCGGAUUCGGUCUACACCUUCGUCCUCCAUCUCCAAAGCCAGCUGCGGCCUCUCUGGCCUCACCGCACUCCACUGUGACUUCUUUUCUUCCCGCCUCCGCUUUGAAGGGCAGGGGCGACAGUGGCCCACCCGGUGAUUCAGGAAGACUUCCCUCUUCACACAACGUGCAGGAGUUCGGGUUCCUCUGCCGGCCUGCGGACACGUGGCGGUAUUGAUCUUUUAAUUGUAGGAAUUCCGUUAUGCCUUCCGUUUCGUCAUCUUGGCCGCUGCACUUCGUAGAAUCACCAGGACAGUGUUGAAUAAAAAUGAUGAGAUGAGGUAUCCUUGUCUUGUGUUUUGCUCCUAAGGAGAAAGUAUUUAAUAAUUUAUCAUUAAGGAUGACAUUAGCUGCGGAUCUUCCAUGAGGUGGAAGAUGCUUUCAUCCAUUCCUGAGGGUUUUUUUUUUUUCCUUUAAUCACAAACGGAUAUUGAACUUUGUCAAGUGCUUCUUCAGAACCUAUUAAAACAAUCAUGUGGGUUUUCUUCUUUUUUGUCUAUUAACUUAGAAAUUACCUUUUUU